Messenger RNA from Funneliformis geosporum, 390 nucleotides. Lineage: Eukaryota; Fungi; Glomeromycota; Glomeromycetes; Glomerales; Glomeraceae. The record is from the annotation of a GenBank genome assembly.
AAAGAUUCAGAUAGAACAGAAAGUUGCCUUUCAGGCAUAGUUGUUGAGUCAACAAUAAUGCAUCCUUUCGAAUUUGACUUUUACCUUACAAGUCAUUCUAGCUCAAUAGGAACUUCACACUCAACACAUUAUCAUAUAUUAUAUGAUGAAAACCAAUUAACAUCUGAUUCACUUCAAACCUUAUCAUACAACUUGUGUUACACAUUUACGCAGUCUACACAUGCAGUUUCUAUUAUCACACCAGUAUACUAUGCUUAUUUAGCUUGCAAUAGGGCUAGAUUUCAUUCUCGAGGUAAAAGUUGGAGCAAUAUAGAUUCUGAAACUGAUAGAUCUGUAUCAACGUACAGUAUAGUAAAGCCUAAAUUACAAAAGGUUAUGAACUUUAUAUAA